Molecule: messenger RNA, 678 nt
Organism: Postia placenta MAD-698-R-SB12
Lineage: Eukaryota; Fungi; Basidiomycota; Agaricomycetes; Polyporales; Adustoporiaceae
Exons: 3
Coding region: 1-678 (225 amino acids)
Source: RefSeq, a predicted model, not a curated record
AUGGUGGUGGUCGCGGUCAGAGAUGCACAGGGCGAGGCGGGCACUGGGCAGGACCCGGGACGUGGGAAGCGACGCAAGAAAAUAAAUUGGGCGGGGAAGGCGAGAAUCUCUGACCUGAAUCUGCCCCCGCACUGUGCCCCACCUGGAGAUGAUCUGUCCGGGCGUCCCCUGGACCGAGAUGAAAUGGCAAAAACGCACUCGGGGCACGACGCGAGCUUCGGUGAUCUGCGCGCGGGCGCCGUCGUGGGCGGUGGUGGCUGCGCUGGACGAGGCGUUCGACGGAAUGCGUGCGCAAUGCAGCUGGCGGCGAGGAGAGAGAAAAGAGUGGGAGAUCGCCACCUCGUCGCGGUCCCGCCCAUGCGCACCACCUCCUUCGCCGCCGCCCACGCCUCUCGAGACCGCCAGUCUGGGGCCCCGGACUUCGUCUCGAGAGGGCUCGACUCCCCGCGGGGUCCCCAUGCGCCCCGCGCUGACUCACCAACACCCUGCAUAUCUCGAAUUAUCGCGAAGCCUACCAUGAGGGAGCUUUGCGAAGGGGGUACGUUCUCCGGCUUCAAUAUCUCCCAGCGCAGCGACGUUCGCACUCGCGCACGAACGUUUGAGGGUGCCGGCGGGGGGAGACUUUCCCGCGAAUGGCCCAUGCUUGCACACCUCUUCGUCGGGCGAACAUGGUUCUGA